UGUCGUAUUCACCAUGCCACACAAUCACUUGUGAUGCUUCCAAAACUUUUGUGUUGUGUUGUUGUAUAGGGUACUUCACUACUAAGUCAAAGGCGACACUCUCAUAUCGUUUCACUUUUCAAAUACACAAAGGCUGAAAGCUAAGAUCAGCUUCUUUUCCCAGACUCAUCACUAUAUCUAUCUCAUCUUGAAUAUGCACAUGCCAUUUAUUUGGAAUUGUUGUCAUCACAUAACACUGCUUCUUUUUUUGUAAGGGCACUGAGUCAAAGCCAGUCAACACUCGUAUAUAUUAAAAGGCUGCAAUGUGAGUUUCUAGAUGGCAAAUCCGAAUCCUAAUGUUGCAAUCAAGAUUAAAGCAAUGUUGGAGGCAGCACAACCUCGAUUUACAGAGAAAUGUUGCAUCUACAGGGUGUCCCAUGAGAUUCGCAAAUCAAAUGAAGAUGCAUACACUCCAAAGGUUGUUUCAAUUGGUCCUUUUCACCAUGGGGAUCAAUAUUUGCUAAACAUGGAGGAGCCAAAAAGAAUAUUUUGUAGACAGUUCAUUGAAAGAUCUAUGACAAACAACUUGGAAAGUUUUGUUAGUUGUGUGCAAGAGCUCGAACCAACGGUUCGUGCUUGUUACUCAGAUAACAUCAAGCUUACUGAGGAAGAACAUGUUAUGGUGAUAUUGGUGGAUUGCUGCUUCAUAUUAGAACUUUUACUUAAGCGCUAUCAUGGGUGGAGACGAGGUGAUGCCAUUGUUCUGCCACGAAAUUUAAGGGAUCCUGUAGCAUAUGAUUUGUUGUUGCUUGAGAAUCAAGUUCCUUUCUUUGUUCUUGAGAAGCUUUAUAACCUAGCUCUUGAUUCUCCUCCAUUACUAACACUCGCUCUUCGUUAUAUUGUUCCUUAUAGUAUCAUCCUUCCUGAUAGUAUCAUUUCCGGUGAUGUUCUUAGGCUAUUAUCCAACGAUACUGGAAUAGCUCAUUUCAUAGAUCUAUCAAGAAAGUUUCUAUUAGCAUCCUCUGGCUUCUCUGGAUGCUUAAGAGAAGCAGAGUUCCCCCACAUUUAUAGUGCCACUGAGUUGAGUGAAGCAGGAGUGAAGUUUAAGGUAAACAAAAAUAGCCAAUGCAUGCUAGAUUUGGAACUUUCAGGUCAUUGUUUGAGAGUCCCAUCUAUUAGAGUGACACCCUUUACUGAAGCUAUUUUGAGAAAUUUGAUAGCUUUUGAGCAAUGCCACUGUAUGAAGGAAUCUUACCUGCUGACUAUAUAACAGCCUUGGAUUUCCUUAUCAACACAGAAAAAGAUGUAGAUUUGUUGAUUAAGAAAGGAAUCAUUGAGAAUUGGUUAGGUGAUAGCAAUGCAGUGGCUGAAAUGUUCAAUGGUCUUGCACUUCAUGUUAUAAAUCCAGAUUUUAAUGUGCAAUAUAUCCGUAUUUUCAAAGAGUUGAAUGCUUUCUGUGGCCACCCUUGCAACAAAAAAGUUGCAACUUUGAGGCGCGACUACUGCAACACUUCAUGGAAGACAGUGGCUUCAAUUGCUGGAAUUUUUCUGCUUAUUCUCACUGUUAUUCAGACAGUAUUUUCUAUCCUUCAAGUGGUACACUAGAUACUAGUGCUAGAUUAAUGUUUGUGUUGUGACUGGAUGAUUAUAAUAUGGUAGACUUGAUAUGUUUGUAUUUUGGAAGAACUAAAAUGUUUGUAAUUAUUAUUUAUUGAAGACCUCUAAAUUUGAAUAUGAUCUUUUGUUAUUG
Messenger RNA from Arachis ipaensis, 1729 nucleotides. NCBI's taxonomy places the organism in Eukaryota, Viridiplantae, Streptophyta, Magnoliopsida, Fabales, Fabaceae. The record is from RefSeq and is a predicted model, not a curated record.